GGCGGUGCUAAAAUGGCGGCCAGUGACUUUAGGCAGCUUGGACUUGUUUAAACUGGAAGAUGUGGAGUGGACUGUUACCUCCAGGACUGAAUGAAAGUGAUGUUGACUUAAGUUCUGAUGAUGGAGACGAAUUGCACAGUUCCGUUUCAAAGGAAGAUGCAAAAGAAGAUACUAAAACAGUUCAGCUUUCUGAAUUCCAAGGAAAUGGACCUGAAAGUAGUGCCAUCAGUGAGCCCAUUGUGAUAUCAGUGGUGGAUGGAGCAAAUGAGUCUCAAACGUGCCCUUCUGGAGUUCCUUUAAACAUGUGGAAUAAAUUUGUGGAGCUUCAGAAGAAACACCGUGAAAUGAAGACCCAAGCAAACCAGGGAAACAGAAGCCGAAAGAGAAAGCGCCGCAGGAAAGAAAAACAGAACAAGAAUGAUGAAGUCACUAAGAGUAGUCAGCAGUUGGCAAAUGAAGACAAAUGGAAGGAACUUACACAAUACUUUGGAAUCAAUGAUAAAUUUGAAUCCCCUGUGGCUAGCAAGGCUCCACAAAAGUCUGGCCUUGAACUUAGCAUAGAGAAGUCUGUGGCUGAAGGUGACAUUGAUAAGGCUGAGGAGCUGAGUGAUAGAUUAGCCAUUCGUGAGCUUGGUGUGAAAAUUGCUAAAGCUGCUGCUUGCCGCAACUUUGUAAAAGCCAAGCAAGAAGCGGAGGCUGCCCAAGAAGCUCGAAAGAAAAAGAAGCUUGCUUGGGGAUUUGAAGCCAAGAAAAGAUGGGAAACAAAAAGCAACAUGGGAUACAUGUAGUCCAUCCUGUUUUCCUCAGGAGACAAAUACUUGGUGUUGCUUGAAGAAUCUUUCCUAAAUCUGAACGUAAAAACCCCUAAACAAAAUUCAACACAUCAAACUCCUUGUUUAAUGCCACUAGACUGCAGUGUCUGGCUUUUGGCUCUCUUACAAUGUAGUGAAAAAUACUACUUGAACAUCAAUGCUAUGUUAAACAUGCUAUUUUUCUCCAAAACCUGAAAAUCUAAGCUAAUACAUUGCAGAAUGUAUUUGGAGUCUGGAAGAGAACUCUCUAAAGUUGGACUAGAAUACUUGGACCAGAUGUGUUCUGUGCUGCACUGCAGUUAUACUGCAUGGGUGUGUGGGGAGGAAUAAGUUUUCCGGUUCAGAUUAAACAGACUUCAUGCAGUAAGUAAAAUACUUCUCUGGUUGAUUGAAAUUUUGCUGGCACUAAAUAAAGAA
Molecule: messenger RNA, 1229 nt
Organism: Indicator indicator
Lineage: Eukaryota; Metazoa; Chordata; Aves; Piciformes; Indicatoridae
Gene: FAM204A
Product: family with sequence similarity 204 member A
Exons: 8
Coding region: 60-788 (242 amino acids)
Source: RefSeq, a predicted model, not a curated record